This is a messenger RNA of Blastocystis hominis, 153 nucleotides long. RefSeq lists its product as hypothetical. The transcript is spliced from 2 exons. Gene Ontology annotation, molecular function: GTPase activity; GTP binding. The record is from RefSeq and is a predicted model, not a curated record. Bases 1 to 153 code for a protein of 50 amino acids. Lineage: Eukaryota; Bigyra; Opalinata; Blastocystidae.
AUGAAGCCAGCUGAUAAGGUUGAUAUGAACGUGAAGAUCCUACUCAUUGGAGACUCCAAUGUGGGGAAGAGUUGUAUUUUGAUGCGUUUCAUUGAUAACAAGUUCACAGACCUUUCGCCCACGAUCGGUAGCGAGUUGCUUUUUUGUAUGUGA